Nannospalax galili (Upper Galilee mountains blind mole rat) is the source of this 6880-nucleotide messenger RNA. It is a transcript of the gene Gtf3c1, whose product is annotated as general transcription factor IIIC subunit 1. Gene Ontology annotation, biological process: 5S class rRNA transcription by RNA polymerase III; transcription initiation at RNA polymerase III promoter. The record is from RefSeq and is a predicted model, not a curated record. Gene Ontology annotation, cellular component: transcription factor TFIIIC complex. Lineage: Eukaryota; Metazoa; Chordata; Mammalia; Rodentia; Spalacidae. Gene Ontology annotation, molecular function: DNA binding.
GGCCGUCGGCGGCGAGGUGCGCAGGCGCCCUGGGCGCUUGCUACCCGAAGCAGCCAUGGACGCCCUCGAGUCGUUGUUGGACGAGGUGGCCCUGGAGGGGCUGGACGGUCUGUGUCUGCCCGCUCUCUGGAGCCGUCUGGAGUCCCGCUCGCCUCCCUUCCCUCUGCCGCUGGAGCCCUACACGCAGGAAUUUCUGUGGCGGGCCCUGGUCACGCACCCGGGCAUCAGCUUCUACGAGGAGCCUCGGGAGCGACCGGACUUGCAACUCCAGGACAGGUAUGAGGAAAUUGACUUAGAAACUGGAAUUUUGGAGUCCAGGAGGGACCCGGUCACUUUGGAGGAUGUCUACCCAAUUCACAUGAUCUUAGAGAAUAAGGAUGGCAUCCAGGGCUCAUGCCGAUACUUCAAAGAGAGGAAGGACAUUACCAGUAGCAUCAGGACCAAGUGUCUGCAGCCUCGGUGCACAAUGGUGGAAGCCUUCAGCAGGUGGGGCAAAAAGCUGAUCAUCGUGGCUUCCCAGGACAUGCGCUAUAGGGCCUUGAUAGGCCUGGAGGGGGACCCUGACCUGAAGCUCCCUGAUUUCUCCUACUGCAUUUUGGAGCGGUUAGGCCGGUCCAGGUGGCAGGGAGAGCUGCAGCGAGACCUUCACACCACCGCUUUCAAGGUGGAUGCCGGAAAGCUUCAUUACCACAGGAAAAUUCUCAACAAGAACGGGCUCAUUACAAUGCAGUCACAUGUGAUCCGGUUGCCCACAGGAGCCCAGCAGCACUCCAUCCUCCUCCUCCUCAACCGGUUUCAUGUAGACAGGAGGAGCAAGUAUGACAUCCUCAUGGAGAAGCUGUCCAUGAUGCUGAGUACACGGGCCAACCAGAUUGAGACACUGGGCAAACUGAGGGAGGAACUGGGGCUAUGCGAAAGAACAUUCAAGCGUCUGUACCAGUACAUGCUGAACGCCGGGCUGGCCAAAGUGGUGUCCCUUCCCUUGCAGGAAAUUCACCCUGAGUGUGGACCGUGUAAGACUAAAAAAGGGACUGAUGUCAUGGUUCGGUGCCUUAAACUGCUGAAGGAAUUCAAGCGGAAGAUGGAAGAUGACCAUGACGAUGACGAUGAUGAGGAGGUCAUCUCUAAAGGCGUGCCUCCAGUGGACAUUGUGUUUGAGCGGGACAUGCUCACACAGACCUAUGAGCUCAUUGAGCGCAGAGGCACGAAAGGAAUUUCCCAAGCUGAGAUCCGAGUUGCUAUGAACGUGGGAAAACUGGAAGCAAGAAUGCUGUGUCGCCUCCUUCAGCGGUUCAAGGUUGUCAAGGGGUUCAUGGAAGAUGAAGGCCGGCAGCGGACCACCAAGUACAUUUCCUGCGUGUUUGCAGAGGAGAGUGACCUGAGCCGGCAAUACGCACGUGAAAAGGCCCGGGGAGAGCUGCUGACCACUGUGAGCCUGGCCUCUGUACAGGAUGAGUCCCUUGUGCCCGAGGGUGAAGAGGCCUUCCUCUCUGACUCAGACACUGAGGACGAGAGCUGUAGUGGGGGCAAGCGCAGAGGCCGAGGGUCCCGGGGACAUUCGAAAGCCUCGGGGGAUGCUGGGCCUGGCUCUCAGCCUCAUCACUCCACUCCGGCUAAGGGAGGGUGGAAAGUCCUUAACCUGCACCCAUUGAAGAAGCAGACAACCUCCUCCCCGGGUGCUGCUGAGGACAGAGCCCGCCGGAGCUCUGGCGCUAGGGAUGGCCUGGACACAAGCAGUUCCUCUGAGUUCAACGCAUCCUUUGAUCCCCACUGUGUGGAGAACCACAGUGGUGACAUUGCAGUGAUCGAGGAAGUCCGGCUUGAAAACCCCAAGGAGAGCAGUGGCUCCCAGAAGGCGGGGCCCCACAAAACAUACCGACUGCUAAAGCGCAGGAAUCUGAUCAUAGAAGCUGUCACCAACCUCCGCCUGAUUGAGAGCCUGUUCACGAUUCAGAAGAUGAUCAUGGACCAGGAGAAGCAAGAGGGUGUUUCCACCAAGUGCUGUAAGAAGUCCAUCAUCCGCCUGGUACGGAACUUAUCUGAAGAAGGUCUUUUGAGACUGUAUCGGACUACAGUUAUUCAAGAUGGCAUCAAGAAGAAGGUGGAUCUGGUUGUGCACCCAUCCAUGGACCAGAAUGACCCUCUUGUGAGAAGUGCCAUUGAGCAGGUUCGCUUCCGGAUCUCCAACUCAAGCAUGGCAAACAGGAUUAAAGUUCCACAGACUCCAGUGCCCCAAGAGGAGGCAGAAGAGGAAAGCCAAGAGCCGGAGGUCCCAACUGGAUCAGGGGACUCUGACCCAAAUACUUCCUCUAAGCCAGAAAGUGGGCGGGUGAAAAAGACGGAUGAGAAAAUGGGCAUAACACCACUGAAAAAUUACAAACCUGUCAUAGUUCCUGGACUUGGGCGGUCCAUUGGGUUCCUUCCCAAAAUGCCCCGCCUGCGUGUGAUGCAUAUGUUUCUGUGGUACCUGGUAUAUGGGCACCCUGCUGGCCACACGGGAGAGAAGAUGAACUUUGGCAGUGAACGUAAAGCCAGCAAGCAGGAAUCUAGUAGGCCAGGGGCCCAGCCCUCCUCUGGAAGUGACUGGGAUACCUCAGAAGCCAGAGACAACCCAGAAAGCAGCUCCUGGGAAGCUGAAAUGGAGCUCUCUUCAGAAAUUGUAUACGUGGAUGAGAUCUCAUGGAUGCGCUACGUCCCUCCCAUCCCAAUCCACAGGGACUUUGGCUUUGGCUGGGCUCUUGUCAGUGACAUUCUCCUCUGCCUGCCCCUCUCCAUCUUUGUCCAAGUUGUGCAAGUCAGCUACAAGGUGGACAACCUGGAGGACUUUCUGAACGACCCUCUGAAGAAGCACACACUGAUCCGAUUCCUCCCCCGGCACAUCCGGCAGCAGCUCCUGUACAAGAGGAGGUACAUUUUCUCAGUGGUGGAGAAUCUGCAGCGGCUAUGCUACAUGGGACUGCUGCAGUUUGGGCCCACAGAGAAGUUCCAGGAUAAAGACCAGGUCUUUGUUUUCCUGAAGAAGAAUGCAGUCAUUGUCGACACCACUAUCUGUGACCCGCAUUACAACCUGGCCCAUAGCAGCCGGCCUUUUGAGAGGCGUCUGUAUGUUCUGGAGUCCAUGCAGGAUGUAGAAAGCUACUGGUUUGACCUGCAGUGUAUCUGCCUUAACACCCCACUAGGUGUGGUACGCUGCCCAUGCUCGCAAAAAAUCUGCUCAGAUCAGGGCGGCGACCAGGAGGGCAACUUGAGAAAGGAACAGGAAAGCGCCGUGGACAAGCACAACCUGGAGCGCAAAUGUGCCAUGCUGGAGUAUACCACGGGGAGUCGAGAGGUUGUGGAUGAAGGCUUGGUCCCUGGAGACGGGCUGGGAGCUGCAGGGCUGGACUCCAGCUUCUAUGCACACCUGAAACGCAACUGGGUCUGGACCAGCUAUAUCAUUAACAAGGCCAGAAAGAACAAUACCCCUGAGAAUGGGCUCACAGGAAGACUCCAGACAUUCCUUUCCAAGCGCCCAAUGCCACUUGGGUCUGGAGGCAGUGGCCGCUUGCCACUCUGGUCAGAGGGGAAGGCUGAUACUGAGCCCUGUGCUGACAAGGAGGAGCAGUUUGAGCUGGAUCGGGAACCCACCCAGGGCAGGAACCGCAAAGUCCGUGGUGGGAAGAACCAGAAGCGAAAGAGGCUGAAGAAGGAACCCACCAGGAAAAUCAAGAGGAGGAGAAGAGGAGAGCACCCGGAAGCCAAAAGUAAAAAACUGCGUUACCAAGAUGAGGCUGACCAGAACGCCCUACGGAUGAUGACCCGGCUGCGUGUCUCCUGGUCCAUGCAAGAGGACGGACUACUCAUGCUCUGCCGAAUUGCCAGUAAUGUCCUUAACACCAAGGUGAAAGGACCAUUUGUCACCUGGCAGGUUGUACGGGACAUUUUGCAUGCUACCUUUGAAGAGUCCUUGGAUAAGACCUCUUACUCAGUCGGACGAAGAGCUCGCUACAUAGUCAAAAACCCCCAGGCCUUUAUGAACUAUAAGGUCUGCCUGGCAGAGGUGUACCAGGAUAAGGCACUUGUUGGUGAUUUCAUGAGCCGCAAGGAUAACUAUGAAGACCCAAAGGUUUGUGCCAAGGAGUUUAAAGAGUUUGUGGAGAAGCUGAAAGAGAAGUUCAGCUCUGGCCUAAGGAACCCCAACCUUGAGAUCCCCAACACACUGCAAGAGCUGUUUGCCAAAUACCGAGUUUUGGCAAUCGGAUAUGAAAAAGAUCGUGUCAGGAAAGAGGAUGAACUUAAUAGCGUGGAGGACAUCCACUUCCUGGUGCUGCAGAACCUGAUCCAGAGCACGCUGUCCCUCUCCAACAGCCAAUCCAAUUCCUGCCAGUCCUUCCAGAUCUUCCGCCUCUACCGGGAGUUCCGGGAGCCCGUGCUGGUUCGUGCCUUCAUGGAGUGCCAGAAGAAGAGCCUGGUCAACCGGCGCCGUGUCAGCCACACACAGGGCCCCAAGAAGAACCGUGCAGUACCCUUUGUGCCCAUGUCCUACCAGCUGUCCCAGUCCUACUACAAGCUCUUCACCUGGCGGUUUCCCAGCACCAUCUGCACAGAAUCUUUCCAAUUCUACCAGAGACUUCUGGCUGCCGGCAUGCAAGACCAGCCUGAUCAUUUUUCCUUCAAAGAUCUGGAUAACAGCGACCCCCCAAGUGAUCUGGUGGCAUUUUCUUUGGACAGCCCUGGAGGAAACUGUGUGACAACCCUGGCCCUCUUCUCCCUGGGGCUGCUCUCUGUGGAUGUCAGAAUCCCAGAGCAGAUUGUGGUGGUCGACAGCUCCAUGGUGGAGAGUGAGGUUAUGAAAAGCCUAGGAAAGGAUGGGGGCUUGGAUGAUGACGAGGAGGAGGAGGACCUGGAUGAAGGCUCGGGGGCCAAGCGCCAGGGUGUAGAGGUAAAAGCCCACCAGGCCUCACACACCAAGUACUUGCUGAUGAGGGGCUACUACACAAUGCCUGGCAUGGUCAGCACACGCAACCUGAACCCCAACGACAGCAUUGUAGUCAACUCCUGCCAGGUGAAGUUCCGGCUCCGCAGCACUCCUGCACCUACCCAGCUUGGGCCCACCCAGGGGUUCACAGCCACACCUCUAGAAGAGCUCCAGGUGGGACCCUCCUGCCUCCCCGACUCUUUCACCAGUCUGGUGGACCCCCAGUUGCGCACCUGCAGUCUAGAAGAGUUUGCCCAGCAGGUGGUGCUGUCUGGAUAUAGUCCUGAGGACGUGGUUGCCUCCCUGGACAUCUUGCAGGCUGUGGCUGCUGCCGACUGCUUUGGGGUUGACAGGGAAAGGCUAAGUAGGCAGUUCUGGGUCUUGGAGAAGAUAGCCGGUGAGCGCACCAGGACAUUCCAAGACUAUGUCCAGGACCUCUUGGAUCAGCAGCAGGUGAUGGAAGUCGGAGGCAGCACUGUGCGCCUGGUGGCCAUGGCCUCUGCCCAUCCCUGGCUCCUGCACUCAAUGCGUCUGAGAGACACAGAGCUAGAUGCCAAGGCCACAGAGGAUGACCCCCAAACCAGACUCCCUGAGGGGCCUGCCAAUGAGGACAGCACUUCUGAGGAGCAGGCCGUGCCUCCAGUCAGCCCCCACAGCACCAAAAAGCGUGUGCACUGCUCUAGUCAGAACCCUGAGGCUGAUGUGGAGGAGGCCCCAAGGCUCCCCACCAAGAGGCCCACACUACAGGACAUUCGCAUGGCGGCCAGCCCCUGGUCCAGGGCAGAACACACGCAGACCCAGGCCUUGACUCUGCUCACAGCUCCUGAAGAUGCAGGUGCAGGGGGCGCCAGGCAGGAGAACCAGGAAGGGGUUGGUGUCUCAAGCCUAGAACAACUGAGCUAUGAUUUCCAGCUUCCAGAAGGCUCUGAAGACCCAAGAGGACUUGGACUUUCAGAGAGCAACAUGGCCCAGGCAGCAUGGGAGAGUGGCUGCGAGCGUGUGUGUUUCAUUGGCCGCCCAUGGCGUGGUGUGGAUGGGCGCCUGAACGUGCCAGUGUGCAAGGGCAUGAUGGAGGCCGUGCUGUACCACGUCAUGUCCAGGCCGGGUGUGCCAGAGAACUGCCUACUGCAGUACUACCAGGGCGUCCUGCAGCCAGUUGCUGUGCUUGAGCUGCUCCGGGGCCUGGAGUCCCUUGGCUGUAUCCGGAAGCGCCUGCUGAGGAAGCCAGCGGUUGUCUCACUCUUCUCCAGGCCUGUGGUGGAGGGCCUCGGCCAGACCUCUGAGGCCGGGGCACCCUCUGGCUCCGGGAGCACCAUCGCUUUCUAUGAGCCUACACUGGACUGCACCAUCCGCCUGGGCCGUGUCUUCCCCCACGACAUCAACUGGAAAAGUGGAUCCAUUUAUAGGCCUUCCCUCCAAGCUGGUGGGCCUGCCUUUAUGCCACCCUUGGCAAAGACCACUGCCUAUGCUCUGCCGCUCAUCCUGGACUGUCCCAUGAGCCCUCUUCAGCAUAUGAAUGUUGAUGCAGCUCUGGUGGAUAACUUUGGUCCCCUCCACCCUGCUGCUCUAGCACCAACAGCAUCUGGAGAGGUGGCUGCUGUUGAGGGACAGAGGCUGCCACCACAUGAGUCAUCAGAGGUCACCAGCUCAGGCCACACCAUUCAGACUGGGAGAGGAAUGGCUUCUCGGAGACAGGUCACCAGGGGACCAUAGGACCUGUGUUCCUCCUCAGGCAGGGCAUCCCAACUCGUACUGGAUCUAGCCAGGGUCUCAUUGACUCCCAAGGGGAUCCCUGCCUGUCAAAAGUAAGGCCUGUAGGUAGAUUUUGUCCAUUUUACUUUGUCUUUUCUUUCCUCAUUAGAUACAAGCCCCCUUGGCAUGUAUUUAUUUAUUUUUUAAUUAAAGUUAAAUCAAAUGCGUUUA